Larimichthys crocea (large yellow croaker) is the source of this 2300-nucleotide messenger RNA. It is a transcript of the gene six6a, whose product is annotated as SIX homeobox 6a. Gene Ontology annotation, biological process: regulation of transcription by RNA polymerase II; eye development. The transcript has 2 exons. Lineage: Eukaryota; Metazoa; Chordata; Actinopteri; Sciaenidae. Gene Ontology annotation, cellular component: nucleus; transcription regulator complex. Gene Ontology annotation, molecular function: DNA-binding transcription factor activity, RNA polymerase II-specific; RNA polymerase II cis-regulatory region sequence-specific DNA binding. The record is from RefSeq and is a predicted model, not a curated record. The coding region runs from base 1240 to 1977 and encodes 245 amino acids.
AAAAAGAGCAGGCAUCAUCACAACUCUGAUAUAAUUUAUUAUGUUUAAUAAAUUAUCACUUUGUGAGGUUGAAAAAUGCGGGGAAGCCUCGACUUGCUCUGUUCAAGGUUGCGCGUCUGCAUUUGAUUGAAAAUUCACAAGUCCUGUUGAAAUAAAAGGCCACGAUGACCCUUUUCAAAGAUUUCUACAGCAUCGAAACACAUCGGUUUAUAUGGUUAGAAAAUAUGUAUUAGACAUAACGAAAUACAGGCAAAAAACUAACAAAAAACAGCAUAUAUUAAAAAUGUUGUAGAGAGCUGUGUAAGGACUUAUGAUGGGAAUAUUAUAGGAGUAUUAUAGGGCCUGGUGAUACGGGAUUAAAAAGCCUAUCAUAAGUGAGGUCACUAGCCUAUAAAAAGACACAUUUUAUUAGGCCAUACUCAUACAAUAAAUAUGAUAUUGUCCUAAAAUUAUUAUUAUUAUUUACUGAUUAUUGUCGCCCUCAGGGUUUGACAGGGUAGGGUGUCAUUUUGCGGCGUAAAGCCCGUUUGAAGAGCUCUAAAAGGAGGCUGAGCUGAGCGCGUUUGCCUGCUUUGGCACUUCACUAUAUAGAGUUAAGGGUCUUUCUUUAACACCGCCCGCCGCACAAAGGCAGAGGGGUGUUUGGAAAGCACGGCGGGGCAGCUAAACGUUUGAAGACACGAAGCAAAAAAAAAAGAAAAAAGGUCAAAAUGUUUAUAUUAUUUUUGAAAAGGGAGGUGCUGAGAUCUCCUUUUACGCCUGAUUGGCCGAACUUGACAGUGAUUGACGUGCAUCCAUGGCAACCGGGCAGCCAAUCUGCCAAGUCCAAUAGGAAAUCAUCGGAGGGGGCUUGACUGUCUUUUUCUCCCCCCUUAAAAAAUACAUCUCGGCUCCGGCUUUAAUUCUUUCGUACUUUCAAUCCCAGCCUACCUUGAAAAUACGCAGCGGCUCCGGCUUUAAUUUCCUCACACCUUCAGCCCUUUGCCUGCCAAGUUUGCCAAGCCUGAGGAUGCGGUAGCCGGUCUUUCGCGUAGCAUCGUUCCUCCUCCGCAGUGUUUGCGGGGUGUUUUUUUUUCCCCCACGGCUGGUCAGACGAUUGGUUCGGUAACUUUGGGAUUGCCUUGUUUUUCUGGGUGUCUUGGACCGCCUCGGCGCACGGAAGGAAGAAACGACGCGGAGGAGAGAGGGAGCGAGAGACAGGAGAAAGGAGGGGGAGAGGGAAACACAGGAGAAGCCUCCAUGUUUCAGCUGCCCAUCUUGAAUUUCAGCCCCCAGCAGGUCGCCGGGGUCUGCGAGACUCUGGAGGAGAGCGGGGACGUCGAGCGCCUCGGCCGCUUCCUCUGGUCGCUGCCCGUCGCGCCAGCGGCCUGCGAGGUCCUCAACAAAAACGAGUCGGUGCUGAGGGCCCGGGCCGUAGUCGCCUUUCACACGGGCAAUUUUCGCGAACUUUACCACAUCCUGGAGAACCACAAGUUCACCAAAGAGUCGCACACGAAGCUGCAGGCGCUGUGGCUCGAAGCGCACUACCAGGAGGCUGAGAAGCUGCGGGGACGCCCGCUGGGGCCGGUGGACAAAUACAGGGUGCGUAAGAAGUUCCCCCUACCCAGAACCAUUUGGGAUGGAGAGCAGAAAACCCACUGCUUCAAGGAGAGAACCCGGCACUUGUUAAGAGAAUGGUAUUUGCAGGAUCCAUACCCGAAUCCCAGUAAAAAGAGGGAGCUUGCACAGGCUACAGGACUUACACCCACACAAGUAGGAAACUGGUUCAAAAACCGCAGACAAAGAGACAGAGCAGCGGCUGCGAAGAACAGGCUCCAGCAGCAGGUCCUGUCCGGCGGUUCGGUUCGCUCCCUGGCUGACGAGGACGGCACCGUGGACCGCCUGGGUAACUCGUCCAGUCCGGAGGCCAGUCUGUCCAGCAAAGCAGCCGCCUCGGCAAUCUCCAUCACCUCCAGCGACAGUGAAUGUGACAUCUGACGGGCAGAUUGAGGGUGUUGAUGAAUUUAAAAAAGAAAAAAAAAAAGAGGGGAUGCGACUGAAAGACAAUCUAAUAAAACAAGUCAUAGUGCCUGCGAUGAGUUAUAAAAAACACACACACACACACAAAGUGACAUUUGACGGGUGCCAAAACAUGAAGGGAUCUGUGAUCUGCGGUGGACUGUCCGUCCUUAUCCUGUUAGGCCUACAUUGUUUGUUUGCGUUUUACCCACGUGUGGAUAACUGAACUUAAUACGGACGAAACAACAUAUUUGACGGACUAAUAAACCAACCAACAAAAAAGAAGAAACAUUUAAAAAAAA